AGUGAAAGCAGCUCAGCUUUACACAAAGCCUGUCCUUCGUGCUUCGUUCGGUUGUAUUUCCCUCUCCUUGUCCAUUUGAAGAGCAUUUACACAAGUAAUCAUGUCUUCAGUGAAGGUUAUGCUUGUAGUUUCUCUCUUCACCCCUGCUGUGAUGCCCAAUUCAGGUUUGCUUAAAGUGGAAUGCCUACCUGCAGUUGGAAUUCUUGCUCAGACCACAGUUAUCAGAUGCGUUUUCAAAAACGUCAAAGAUAUUCACAUACUUGGAGUUUAUUUAACAAAAACUGGACAGAACGAGCCAUUUUUUAGUCAAGUUGGUUCAGAAAGUUCAGGAGAUCCACGCUUUAGUCUUGAAAACUUAGCAGUGGGUCCAUCUCUGCAAAUCUCUGACACAAUGUUUUCUGAUGAGGGCAAAUAUCAGUACCGUGUUGUAACGGACAGUGGUUUUGAAGAAAUACAACUUAGCAUCAGUGUCAGAGCAAAGUACAAGGAUCCUGUCACAAGCACAUGGCCUAAAAAUGUAACCGAUGGAGGACCUGCCAGCCUUUAUUGCAAUGCUACUGAUGGAUACCCAGAAGGCUUCAUCCAUUGGUUUGACCGUUCUGGAACCAACUGGACCAUAAAUUCAGAGCUGACAAAAAUCCCAGCGGGUGUAAAAUCUGUGGCUUUGUCUAGCAAACUGACUUUCAAGUCUAUCAACUUGGGCCUGGCACCAUUUAGAUGCAUCGUCUUUAAUAGCAAAUAUGUAAAAGAUGGAGAAAACACACUGGAGAUCACAUCUGCUAUAAGUGAUGUUAACAAGGAUUCUUCCAGAUCUAAUGCAACAAACAUUGUCGCUGGUGUGAUGGUCAUUGGAUCGCUUAUUGUCGGCCUGCUGUUUGCUCUGUUGUGUUUCAGAAAAAGAAAUGCUCGUCAUAAGGAUACCUUUAACAAUCAUUUUAAGGAUGGUAGACGACCUUCUGCCCAUCCUAUUCUAAGCUAUGAAACAGGAAGGGCUGAUGAAGAUGAUGUGGAAAAUGGUGACAGCAGUCCUGAGAAGCUUCAGUAGAUGAAAUUGAAACUAUAAGCCCUGAUUUUCAUACUGAGGUCAGUACAGCAGCCAUUUGACUGAAACAAAAGUGAAGCCAUAAGGAAAAUGGCAGCUGUUGCAAUAAUGACAGACUAAACAAUCAGUUCUCCUUAUAUUUACAAUCAAAUGUGGGUUUAGAGAUCAUGUACACUAAUAACUGUCAAAUGUAUUACUACAUCAAUGUAAACAGAGUUUUAUUAAAGAGGUUCUUGGAGGUUUGCUGAAAAUUAUAGGAAAGAUUGUUCUUUUUUUUUUAAGUGUUUUUUGUAAUUUUUUUU
Messenger RNA from Sinocyclocheilus anshuiensis, 1344 nucleotides. RefSeq lists its product as uncharacterized. Gene Ontology annotation, biological process: cell-cell adhesion; cell migration. Gene Ontology annotation, molecular function: protein homodimerization activity; cell-cell adhesion mediator activity; protein heterodimerization activity. The transcript has 8 exons. The record is from RefSeq and is a predicted model, not a curated record. NCBI's taxonomy places the organism in Eukaryota, Metazoa, Chordata, Actinopteri, Cypriniformes, Cyprinidae. Bases 101 to 1045 code for a protein of 314 amino acids. Gene Ontology annotation, cellular component: cell-cell contact zone; plasma membrane; protein complex involved in cell adhesion.